AAGCCUGGGAAAUAAAACCAGACAAAUCGAUAAUAAUUUUUUCUCAAAGCGUUAUUGCAGAAUUUGUGCAAAGCUUGCGCAGCCUGGGCUCCUGAAUAAUUUCCGAGGAUAAAAUUUGUGCGGUUUUAGUUUUAAAAGCUGAAUUCUGAGCUAUCAAAGAGACAUUUAUUUAUUUAUUUUAUUCGGUCACGGAGGGUUUCGAUCCACAGACGUCUGGUUGAUUAAUUGAGUUUUCAGACAGGGUUUGCUUUUUUCGUUUCAAGGGAGAGGGUUUAAUUUUCUGUUGGAGGAAGUACAGAUCUUUUGUUAUUUGUUCUGUAAAUAUACAGAAAGAAUUAUGGCGGCCGCUCUCGUUGAUAGAGCGACGAAUGAUAUGUUGAUUGGCCCGGAUUGGGCGAUGAAUAUUGAGAUCUGCGACAUCAUUAACCACGAUCCAGGACAAGCAAAGGAUGUAGUCAAAGCAGUGAAGAAGCGCCUUGGGAACAAGAACCCUAAAAUACAACUUCUUUCUCUCACGCUGUUGGAGACGUUAAUAAAGAAUUGCGGGGAGUAUGUACACAUGCAAGUUGCUGACCGGGAUGUGCUGCAUGAGAUGGUGAAGUUAGUUAAGAAGAAAAAUGCAGAUUUGCAUGUCAAAGAUAAGAUAUUAGUUCUGAUAGAUACAUGGCAAGAUGCCUUUGGUGGAACCAUGGGAAGAUAUCCUCAAUACUAUGCUGCAUACCACGAGUUAGUGCGUGCAGGGGUAAGAUUCCCCCAGAGAGCAGAAAGUUCUGCCCCAAUCUUCACUCCUCCACAAACCCAGCCAAUUGCACGAUAUCCUCAGUCAUAUGAUUCAUCAGAUUCCAGGGUUGAAGCAGUUCAAUCAACCACAAAUUCUGAUCUUCCACCCUUGAGCAUUACAGAGAUUAGAAAUGCUCGUGGCCUCAUGGAUGUUCUCAUGGAAAUGCUAAAUGCUUUGGAUCCAAAGUCCAGAGAGGGUGUCAAGCAGGAAGUAAUUGUAGAUCUUGUUGAACAGUGCCGUUCUUACAAGCAGCAAGUGGUGCAACUUGUGAAUACAACAUCGGAUGAAGAACUUCUUGGUCAAGGCCUAUCUUUGAAUGAUGAUCUUGAGCGUGUUCUUGCUAAGCAUGAUGCAAUUGCUUUUGGAUUAUCUGUUCCACCAGAUAAGAAAAAGUCUCCGGCACCCCUAGUUGAUGUUAAUCAUGAGGAAGUUGAACAAGAAGAUGAUGUAGAACAGCUUGCUCGGAGAGCCUCCUCAAAAGCUCGUGUUAGUGCAAAAGACCAGCCUGCUAGUCAGCAGUUGUUACUUCUUCCACCACCUGGCAUGCAGGUGAAUGCUUCAACAUCACGGGUGGACACUAGUAUAGAUCUUCUGAGCGGUGAUGAAUACAAGUCACCAACUGCCGAGACUUCACCACCACUUAUUCCAGCCAGUGGGCAAAACAUACAAAGUUCACAAUCAACUUUCACUCAGCAAGCUACUACAAAUUCAUUGGAUUCACUAUCAGGUCCUGAAGGUAUCUUAGCACUACAACAACAUUCUUCUCCACUUGAAAUGCAACAGCAGCCCUAUUUGUCUCCCAAUGGAAAUAUUCCAGUACAGGUGCAGCCCUCAGUUCAACAGGGACAGUUUCAAUCUCAAGGGACAUUUGUAAAUCAUGUCAAUCAUGCGUUGCAGUGGUCAAAUCCAGCUGGGCAAUCCCUCAGUCCACAACAGCAAGCUCUUGUAUAUGGCUCAGAUCCGACCAACAUGCAUGCACAGGCUCAGAGAAGCCCACAAAGUCUUCCACCUGCUCCUUGGGAUAUUCAAGAUAUGGAGAAUGUACCACAGACAGGAAACAGAUGGCAGGGACCUGUGUCGUAUCAAAACAAUAUUCCUCCAGGACAGCAAUUCUAUCAGCAACAACAAAUUUUGGCAUCUGGUCAGUACAAGCCAGCCUAUUCUGUAGUUUCACAGGAUCAACUAAUAAGAGGGACACACAACCUUUCGCUUUAUGAUGCAAGGUACAACACUUCCUAUCAAAUGACUACUGAUCCAUAUCAAAAUAUUUCCCCUUAUUCUCAACAACCUUCAGUUCCCAAUAAGCCAGUUAAGGCCGAAGAUAGGCUUUUCUCAGAUUUGGUUGACCUGGCCAAAUCCAAAAAUAAAGCAACAUCUAGUAAUGUAGGAAGUUUGUAAAAUAAAGAAUUUCUUGUGGAAGUUUUUCAGCCAUGCAUCUUGUAGAUUGGUUCUUAUGAUAUUUUUCUGUACAAGCAUCAGUUAGUGAAGAUGCUGUACAGUUUUAUUUUUUUUACUUUCAAUUUUGUUUGAGCAUCAUUGAGAUGUCUUGUAAUAUGAAAAAUUCCUUCAUUUGUUUGA
Molecule: messenger RNA, 2359 nt
Organism: Cryptomeria japonica (Japanese cedar)
Lineage: Eukaryota; Viridiplantae; Streptophyta; Pinopsida; Cupressales; Cupressaceae
Product: TOM1-like protein 4
Exons: 9
Coding region: 338-2179 (613 amino acids)
Biological process (GO): protein transport to vacuole involved in ubiquitin-dependent protein catabolic process via the multivesicular body sorting pathway
Molecular function (GO): ubiquitin binding; phosphatidylinositol binding
Source: RefSeq, a predicted model, not a curated record